Messenger RNA from Solenopsis invicta (red fire ant), 1803 nucleotides. RefSeq names its product RNA-binding protein 48. The record is from RefSeq and is a predicted model, not a curated record. Lineage: Eukaryota; Metazoa; Arthropoda; Insecta; Hymenoptera; Formicidae. Gene Ontology annotation, cellular component: nucleoplasm. Gene Ontology annotation, molecular function: nucleic acid binding. The transcript has 6 exons. The coding region runs from base 584 to 1660 and encodes 358 amino acids.
UUUAUUUGCUUCUUUUCAACGUUCUAUAUUUGAUUUUGGUUUUACUCGUGAAGUGUAACAUUCAGUGUAACGUGUUUCCCAUGACUGUGAUUUCGUUACAUCAUCUUAAAGACACGGAAUGUUUGUAAUUUCAAAUAAGUUUUUUAAUCUUUAUUUAUGAUACUUUGAAAGACGAUUAUUACAAUACAAUAGCUGAAAUUUGAUUUGAAUUAACCUCCUUUAAGUUUAUUUCUGGUAGUGGUCAUUUUGGACCUCCCACCACCGCAAUGCUCUCUCCAGUCUCUAUGUCGGAACAUAUAUACAUAUACACACACACACACACACGCACGCACGCACGCACACAUAUAUAUCAGCUUAGUACACGGUAUUGUCACUAGAAUGUGUAAAAGCACAAUUUCUCGUUAACGCUUCUUUACGGUCUUAUUUGUAUUUAUAUGGUGAUAAGGGGUGUAAUGUAAGUCAUCGCGUUAUGUGGAGAAAAGAAAUCCUAACCUAACCUAUUCAAAUCUUCUCUUGGUAAUGCUCACGACCGAGGGGUAAAAAAGAUAAAAUAAGGAGGACGAAGGAAUAUUAUUGAAGAAAUAUGACAGAAAAGUGCACGUUGACACACAUGCCGCAUCAUAUGCAGCAAAAAUUGUGUCAUACUAGACCACUUUACAGGCAAGGAAAAAAAUUGACAGCAGUCAAGGUUUACACAAUUAAUGAUGAAUCACAGCAUUUGCUAUUAUGCGGAGUACCACAAUUGCAAUUAGGGGAAGAGAUAAAAAAACUCAUUUAUCCAUAUGGAAGUGUGAAAGCAAUUCAGUUAGUGACUGAAUAUCCUUCAGAGGAAUUUACAGAAACGUAUCAUAUACAUUAUGCACACAUUCAGAGUGCAAGAAUAGCGAAGCGCUCGAUUGACAAUAAAAACUUUUUUGGCGGAAUUCUGCAUGUUUGUUAUGUCCCAGAGUUAGAAACUAUAGAGGAGACGAAAGCAAAACUUAUACAACGUCGUAAAGAUGUGGCGACGCAGAUAAAAAGAAUUCAACAGGAAUCAGCGAAUCCAAAAGUAGAUAAAUUUAUUCCAAGAGAACAAUAUCAUAGAAGAAAGAAAACCCCUGCUUUGCCUCUCACUGAGGAACGGAUUAAGCACUGUUAUCCUGGAGAAACAUUGUCUUCUAUUUGUAAUGGAAUACCUCAAAGCAUAGAUCCGCGACCUGUGUCCGAACCCCGUUUGCCAAUAAAUUGGAAGGAUGAUUAUAAUAGUGGCAUCGCGUCUAGUUCAGAAUCAUAUCCGGCACCGUAUCAGUCGACCGAGGCAAUAAUACAGACGGGAAUUCAGCAAGCAAAUAAAAAUCUCGACUCAAAUGUGUGUAAACGGAAAAAUUACAAAGGACACUGUACCAACAAUAAGAUCAAAAUUAUUCGGCCACGAUUAAUAGACACUAGAAAUAUCGCGAGAUUAAAUUCCACUGAAAAGACGAACGUAUUUUGUAAUAUAAAGAAGGUAGAAAGUGGAAUCACAAUCAAGUUACUCGAAAAGUCUCAUAAUGAGAAAAAGAAGAUAGUUAUAAAAAAUCCAAGUGUAAUAUCCUUGGUACAAUCCAGCAAAGAUCUUCAAUCUUCGAUUCAAACGGCAAAAGCUCAAAUUCGCACGAUAAUGCAGAAACACAAUACUUAAAUAUUGAAUAUGUCAUUUUGAAAAUCUUUCAUUUAUAAUAAUUUUAUUUUACAAUUGCUUAUUUAUUUCAAAAAAGUACAUAUUUGCGUUAAAUAUAAUUUUACUAGUUAAUAACGAAUAAACUUAGUAUAUUAAACUAAAAA